CUGUGAAUGAAAUGCUGUUUCUCAAUGCUGUUUCAGGUAUUGAAGUCAUCCAGGGAUAAGCCAGAUUGUCUUCCUACGGCAGAAGCGGAACCUCUGGACUUGUGCCAGACGCCAGCCCUGAAGGAGAUCAAACAAGAGGAGGACUUGGAUGUUACCAUGCAGGAAAGUAAUUUGAGGAAGGAGAAGACCCACACAGAAGUUUCUGGAGACGUGCAGCCAUAUUGGAUGUUGUCAGGGAACUGCGACCAGCACGUUUCCCCCCACCCUGAUUUUUGCGAAGCCUCCGAGAGCCGCAUGGGAAGCGGACCCGAGAAUGAAAGCUCAGUUCAUUGUCCUCAAGGCUGUUGCAAACAAUUCAAUGGAACAACCGACCACCAGAGAAUCUUCAAAGGUGAGGGGCGGAUCUCUUGCACUGAGUGUGGGCAGCUUUGUAGAAGUGAUCAUGGUGAAGAUUGGAGAAUCCACUUGGAAGAGAAACCUUACGAAUGCUCGCAUUGUGGGAAGAGGUUCAGCCGGAAAGCCGACCUUGUCAGUCAUCAGAGAAUACACACAGGGGAGAAACCGUACAAAUGCCCAGACUGCGGGACCAGCUUCAGCGACUGCUCAAGCCUCAGCAGGCACCGCAGGACCCACAGCGACGAGAGGCCCUACAUCUGCUCGGAGUGUGGGAAGAGCUUCGCUCAGAGAGCAAACCUCAUUAAGCAUCACCGGACCCACACAGGGGAGAGGCCUUACACCUGCUUGGAGUGCGGGAAGAGCUUCAGCCAGCAGUCAAACCUGAUCUUGCACAGGAGGACGCACACGGGAGAGAGGCCCCACAAGUGCCCCGAAUGUGGGAAAGGCUUCAGCCGGAGGUCUCACCUCCGCGUCCACGAGAGAGCUCACACCGGAGAGAAGCCCUUCCUGUGCUCGGUUUGCGGGAAAGGCUUCAGCCGGAGGCCGAAGCUGGUGACGCACCAGAGAAUCCACACGGGAGAGAAACCGUACGAAUGCUCCGACUGUGGCAAAGGUUUCACGGGAGCCUCUAGUCUGAACAGGCAUAAGCGGAUUCAUUCCGGGCAGAUCCCACAGGUCCCCCCACGGCAACUGAUUUUUAACAGAAGUCAUGUUUUGAACUGAGCAAUGGUUUUGAGGGAGGGCAGCACACAGUGUUCAGUAGGCCCCAAAGACCUACAGGCCCCAACGACUCACUUCUAUGCACAAUGGACUCUGGUGUCAUCGUUUGAGCGUCCGGUGAAGACUGU
Messenger RNA from Lacerta agilis (Sand lizard), 1244 nucleotides. RefSeq names its product zinc finger protein 239-like. The record is from RefSeq and is a predicted model, not a curated record. Gene Ontology annotation, biological process: regulation of transcription by RNA polymerase II. Lineage: Eukaryota; Metazoa; Chordata; Lepidosauria; Squamata; Lacertidae. The coding region runs from base 7 to 1119 and encodes 370 amino acids. Gene Ontology annotation, molecular function: DNA-binding transcription factor activity; RNA polymerase II cis-regulatory region sequence-specific DNA binding. The transcript is spliced from 2 exons.